Molecule: messenger RNA, 2772 nt
Organism: Ceratina calcarata
Lineage: Eukaryota; Metazoa; Arthropoda; Insecta; Hymenoptera; Apidae
Gene: Rep
Product: Rab escort protein
Exons: 11
Coding region: 273-2060 (595 amino acids)
Biological process (GO): vesicle-mediated transport; intracellular protein transport; small GTPase-mediated signal transduction
Cellular component (GO): cytoplasm; Rab-protein geranylgeranyltransferase complex; nucleus
Molecular function (GO): GDP-dissociation inhibitor activity
Source: RefSeq, a predicted model, not a curated record
GGCGUUGUUCGUCGCCACUAACUCUACGCGUUCAGUACUGUCAAAACCGCGUAGUGUUUCCUAUCUGUUACCCAUCCUCUCUUCUCGCCUGUCGCGAAAGCCCGUCGAAGAAUACUUAAUCGAAGCUCUGUGAUAAACCGUGACUUUUCGUUAACAACCAUCCGUGCGUGCGAUGAAUUGAUCCCCGUCCGCGCGGAUCACUUCCAACGGGCGUAGAAAACGAUUUCGCAAGCGUUACGUGGGGCGAGGCUCGCGGAACAUCGGGAGGGAACAUGGAGGACUAUCUGCCGAACGAAUACGAUGUCGUCGUCGUUGGCACAGGUAUGACCGAGAGCAUAGUGGCUGCAGCUGCUAGUAGAAUUGGCAAAAGGGUGCUUCAUCUUGACAGCAAUGAAUAUUACGGAGGCCUCUGGGCAACGUUCAACUUCGAUGGCCUGCAGAAAUGGAUUGAGGAUCUGCAGAACUCGAAGAAGAAUGAUGAGAGCCUGGAUAUUGGUUUGGAAGAUGGGGAAAAAUUCCUGAGAACCAGUACUGAAUACUCGACUGUCGAGAACAUAGAGGAGACUUGGUAUAUUGCUGGCGAGGCGGACCUGCCGGUGGUAGUAUCGAAGGACACGCAGACCGAUCACAGUAGUGAUGGGACUGGAAGUGGCGACGAGAAGUCUGACGAGGAUAAAGCUGAAAAAAAGGAGAACGUGAAGCAGUGGAGCGUCGAUAGAAUCAGAAAGGAGUAUAGGAAGUUCAAUAUAGAUUUGGCGCCGAAGCUGUUAUUUGCGAGAGGCGAGCUGGUGGAGUUGUUGAUCUCCAGCAACAUAGCGCGUUACGCGGAGUUCCGUGCCGUUUCGAGAGUUGCCACGUUCAUGGAUGGGAAACUGACCCAGGUACCCUGCUCGAGGGCCGAUGUGUUCGCCAAUAAAACUGUAAGCGUCGUCGAGAAAAGGAUGCUGAUGCAGCUGCUCACUUCAUGCAUGGAACAGGGAGCUGACAGUCCGGAGUUCGAUGGCUUCCGCGACAAGACGUUCCUGGAGUAUUUGAAAACGAAGAACCUCACGCCGAUCGUGCAACACUACGUGGUCCAAGCGAUCGCCAUGGCCACGGAAAAGACUUCGUGCAGAGACGGUGUGAAUCGCACGAAGCAUUUCCUGAACAGCCUCGGUAGAUAUGGGAACACUCCGUUCCUGUGGCCUAUGUACGGCAGCGGCGAGCUGCCCCAGUGCUUUUGCAGAUUGUGCGCGGUGUUCGGAGGGGUCUACUGUUUGAAGCGUCAACUGGACGGCGUGGUAAUGAGCGAGAAUAAAUGCAAGGCCAUUAUCAGUGGUAAGCAGAAGAUCAGUUUGGAGCACCUAGUACUUGGACAGGGACACCUUCCAGCUGAGGUAGUCGCCUCCGAAGGCGAGCAACGGAUAUCCCGCGGAAUAUUCAUUACCGACAGGUCAAUUAUGCAAGGGGAGAAGGAGAAUUUAACGCUUUUAUAUUAUCCACCGGAGCAGCCGGAUCAAGAACCGGUCACCUUGAUCGAGCUGGGACCAUCGACCAACGCCUGUCCCCAAGGAUUAUUUAUGGUGCACAUGACUUGUAAACGUACGAAAGACGCGAAGGAGGACCUGGCCUACGUCGUAGAGAAAUUUCUCAAGGCUGAACCGUUGGACCCAAUGGCGGUUCGCGCUUCGAUCCACAGUCAUACUCAGACCGUUCCCAACGACAAGCAACACGUUCAGGAUGGAGAACAUGCCGCGAGAGACGAGACGGAGGAUAGUCCCAAGCCUCAGGUUCUGUGGUCUCUCUAUUUGAAUUUACCAGCAAGCGACAUUAAACUUGACGAUUCGACGGCCAAAAAUCUUCAUUUGUGUUCAGGACCGGAUCUGGAUCUUGACUUCGACUUCGCCGUGAACCAGGCGAAGAACAUUUUCAAGUCGAUGUACCCGGACGAAGACUUUCUGCCGCGAGCUCCGGACCCGGAGGAGAUUGUUCUGGAAGGUGAGGAAGCGCCGGGACCGAAGUUCGAAGGUGACACAGAGGCGGAGAAGCAGGACGUCGAGAAGGCUGAGAAGGAGGAUUAAACGAUGAACGCUUGCGGCCUCCCCUUAGCGCGCGCCUCCUCUUGUUCCUUCUCUUUCCCUCUGAAGAUUCUCAUUACGUAUCCACAGUUCUUAGUGGAACGAUCGACUGUUUCACGAGAGAGAGAGAGAGAGAGAGAGAGAGAGAGAAUACAGUGAUAUAAUUUUAUUCUACGAUCAGAUCGGUCGACGGCGAUACUCUUUUGCAGUACACGAAAGCUCGAUCUGUAUUUUUCUUCGCCGAUUACAGCGCGUCGAAAAUUCUGAAAAGAUUCUUCUGUAACUUGAGUAAUUUUUGCACGUUACUAUAGUCGACGAUUUGUUUAAACAGAAACGACGAAGUUCGAUAAUCCCUUGGUAGAUCGAUAUACUUUUACAAAUGUCUCCGUAUUUUUAUUCUCCUUUCUUCUGACGUAUAGAAGAUUAAAUCAUCCUUAAACAUUCUAGAAGAUCGCAUAUAAUCCCUGUAAUUUUUCCAUGCCUCUGUCAUCGAUGGAUGCGUUUCAAAAGAGAUUCAUCUUUCAGAGUAUUAUCCGCGACCGAUCUCCGACUACGUAAUAGAAUUUUUAGAACGCGACAUCGACUAGUUACAUGGCUUGGAAUUGAAAGAAAACGAAUGAAAGCCAGAGCACACGGGACAGUGACAAAAUCACGCAGACGCACGUUAUGUAUUUAAGGAAACGAAUGAACUACUUAACAGCUUCGAACCAGUGUA